Wyeomyia smithii (pitcher-plant mosquito) is the source of this 1438-nucleotide messenger RNA. RefSeq lists its product as uncharacterized. Gene Ontology annotation, molecular function: acyltransferase activity, transferring groups other than amino-acyl groups. NCBI's taxonomy places the organism in Eukaryota, Metazoa, Arthropoda, Insecta, Diptera, Culicidae. The record is from RefSeq and is a predicted model, not a curated record. The transcript has 5 exons. Bases 376 to 1338 code for a protein of 320 amino acids.
UUGACACUGUUUCGACCUUUGCACCGUCUACGCAAUAUGAUGUCACGGUACGUCCACUUCUAUAUUAGAAUUUAUUAGCAUAAAAAAAUUUACUUCACUAAACGGCCCGGUUUGAUAGCGUGAUUUUGCUUCUUGCGGUCGAGAAAGACAAAUGUAAACCCGAGAAUGUGAUGUUUCGCGUUUGCCCGUUCCGAUAGAACUAACGAAAGUUCUUAGUUCACUGGAAAACUUCCGCAUCCCCCCUGGUGCAGUAAGAUUUUGUAUUGAUCUUUCAUUUCUGGGCGUUUUUCUCGAUGGUUUCCUGAGCAGUGUAAGCUCAAUGAAAUUAGAAUAUAUUUUAUAGUAACAAAUACGUACGUUGCUCGUACACAUGUGAUGCUACUAAGCUGUACACUACUAACACGGCCAGGUCUCUGCAGUAGAGCAGCCAUCAUCGUCACCGCCAGCCAGUUGUCUAGUUUCGUGCAAACUACGAUGAGUGGCAGUGCGGAUUUGUUAACAGUGAUAUCACCAGCUGAUUGGCCAGAAUUACGCGAUUUAUACCGUGACAAUUGGCCAUGCAAUCUUGUGGCGUACCACACUGUGGACAAUUUCAUCCGUUGGCAUCGGAAGGAUCCCAGUAUCAAGAAUCUUACGUUCUACAGCCUAAAUAACAACUGGCGAACGGACGGUACUUACGUGAUAGUGGAUCGCUAUCAGCUGUUUGUGUAUACUCUUGCUCCCAGCAGCAGUGACGUCGUAGAGCGAGCAUUGCACUUGUUAGAUUGGAACCGAGGGUUCAAAGUAAGUUCAUUGCUGGCAAGACAUAGGAAUGCAGUGAUUAAUGUUAUUGAGGCCAAAGGCCUCCGGAAGGAGUAUGAUAGCUGCACUUAUCUGUACCACAUGCCUAAGGAAGAGUCCGCCAGACUAGACAGCGCUGUACCCGACGGAUUCCGGUUAGGAACUCUGACAGAGGAAGAUGUCAUAAAAGCGGAGGCAGUAUGGCCUAAUAAACACGUUGGGUCUCUAUUCCUGUUGAAAAGGCUUGCUGCAUGGAACCCUAAUGUGGCUCUGUACAACCCCAAUGGAGAUUUGGUUGCUUGGUGCUUUAGGUUACAGGCAGGCGCACUAGGCGCACUGCAGGUGGACGAAAAGCAUCUAAAGAAAGGCUACGGUACUAUAGUCACUAUCGAAAUGGCCAAAAAGCUUGCCAGUAUAAAUGAAGAUUGUUUUGCUUUAGUAAAUAGUGCCAACAUUCCAUCCAAACGAAUGUUCGAAAAGCUUGGCUUCCGUCAUUCAGAUUAUGCUUACUGGCUGAGAACAUAUCCCACUGAGCCUUUCCAAUGGACGGACGAAUAAAGGAGGUUCCAGAAGGGUUAAAUAAUUAUCGUUGCAAGCAAUUAAUUAGUCAAAUUGUUACAUCCAAAUAUAUUUUAUUAUUCAAACUAACCAAAGUUAA